Trypanosoma grayi is the source of this 440-nucleotide messenger RNA. RefSeq lists its product as hypothetical. The record is from RefSeq and is a predicted model, not a curated record. The annotation marks the transcript as partial. The transcript has a single exon. Lineage: Eukaryota; Euglenozoa; Kinetoplastea; Trypanosomatida; Trypanosomatidae.
UCAAGGAGCCCGCCGAUCUGGAGGUGCUGACGCCGCCGCGGCCCACAAAGCAGGCAAGCGAGCAGCAGCAAGGCGAGGAGCCGACGCCACGCGGUUCGCUCGUGUACCCGCCGGCCCCGCCGCCAUCUGCGAACAAGCAGAGCCCGCGCCGCCGCAGCGGCAGCUGCUCUGAGGACGAGGACGAGGACGAGGACGGGGACGACGACGAAAACAACAACAACGGCGGCCUUGCACAAGAUGCGCCAGCGCCUGAAACACCAGAUGUGGGCGCUAUUAUCCGUGAUUCCUCACACGCGCGCGCCUUCCGGGAGCUGACGAAGGCGGACCUUGUUGUUUACGCCAAGCAGCACCACAUCACAUUGACCACGUCGAGGAGCAAGAAGGAACUGUUCGAGGUGGCGCGGCGGCUGGCGAAGGGAAAUCUAGAGGACAACAAGUAA